AUAAACUAACACAUCACUGCGGUACCGGUACCUCCAUUUUAUGUUCUGCCAGUGCUGGAGUGAAUAAAUUGCCGAGAAUAAAGUUCCGAAAUAAAGUGUGCGAAAUACAAAUGGCACGGUGCCGGUUUAAACAAGCAUAAUACUAUUGGAUGUCUUCAGAUACAAGUUAAAAUCCUGUGGAUUAAAAGAUGCAAAGCAUUCUUAGAUACUUCAACCCUUCAAUUAAUGCAGUAAGGGGAUUCUACACAUGCUGCAAUGUAAAGGCACCAAAUCCUGCACAUUAUGACAAUCAAACAUUUUAUGAAAAUGUGAAUUUCGGAGAAAAACAUCACCCAGGCAAUGUUAGAGACAGACAUCGGCAAACGAAGGCUAUGCAGAGGAAAGCUUUUCAAAAACUUACCCGGGUAAGGGUAACUGACAAUAGUGCACUUGCAUUGCAGAGCUAUUAUCGUUAUCCCCGAGUGAUACAGGUCUACCAUAAAACUGGAUAUGGAAGGGUGGGUGACACUGUACUUUUAGCAAUAGGAGGACUGAUGAAAAGAGCACUUAUUAUUGGUCAAAAGAGAUCAAUGGGCCCCAUGAAAGCAAGGAUGGAUUCUAAUAAUGUAAUUUUAAUAAAUGAUGAUGGUACUCCAGAUGGCACAAGAAUUACAGUCCCAGUGCCAUCUUUUCUUAGAGGAAUUCAAUCUGCAAAGCAGAGAGUACAAAUUUCUAAAGUCAUUGCAAUUGCUGGGAGAUUUGUAUGAAAUACCUUCAUGUUAACUGCUUCACCUUUCUUUCCUCAGUUAUGCAUGUUAAUCCAACAAUGCGAUGGAAGCUAAAACUGGAGGUUUGUUCAGCUUUCCAUCUAUUGGUUAGAUUGUCUAACCUAGUUAUAUGCUUCUGCUAAAUAUGAGACCAUUGUGGAGAUUGGUAUAUCGCAAUUGUGCGAGAAUCUCACAAAUUUCUUUGUAUGCAUUGUAUUAUAAAAGUAUUGACACCUUUUAUGUGAAAUAUGAUUGUUGACAAAUCCACAAUGUUGGAUUAGUAUU
Styela clava is the source of this 1031-nucleotide messenger RNA. The record is from RefSeq and is a predicted model, not a curated record. Lineage: Eukaryota; Metazoa; Chordata; Ascidiacea; Stolidobranchia; Styelidae.